Messenger RNA from Clavispora lusitaniae ATCC 42720, 828 nucleotides. RefSeq lists its product as uncharacterized. Gene Ontology annotation, molecular function: iron ion binding; procollagen-proline 4-dioxygenase activity; L-ascorbic acid binding. Gene Ontology annotation, cellular component: endoplasmic reticulum. The record is from RefSeq and is a predicted model, not a curated record. Gene Ontology annotation, biological process: peptidyl-proline hydroxylation to 4-hydroxy-L-proline. Lineage: Eukaryota; Fungi; Ascomycota; Pichiomycetes; Serinales; Metschnikowiaceae.
AUGGGAGCUGGUAUAUAUAGAACUUUUAGACCAUUACGUGGUCACAUGACCGCAGAGCAUAAACUUGUUCCGAUUUUCGAGACUGAAGUACUCAACUACAUGGGGUUGAAAAGAAAACCACGUUCGGAAGUCCCACCAAAAUAUGACUUUCCUGAUAGGUUCUAUGCAUUGAAGUCGUCAUUAGAUAAGCUGUUCUACAAACCCCAACCACAAAGUGUAAUCACAGACCAAAUUAUCACCAUUGACCAUUUCUUUACCCCAGACUUUUGCGAUGAGCUUUUAUCUUCCUUCUCCGAUAAGUUGGUUUUAGAAACGACACCACUUAUAAAGAGCAAAGAGUACGCUGCUAGAUUCAACGACAGAGUAUCUCUCACUAAUUUCCGCGCUGCAGAUUCUUUAUGGCAAUACUUAAGGGAAAUUCUUCUUCAGAAACCACAAUUUGAAGAUGAAGAUCUAGAAGAAAUCCGACAUAUAUUUGCUGAUGCCAAAAGUUUGAACCCACAAUUGCGCGUGUAUCGUUACACUAAGGGCCAUCACUUUGGAAAGCAUUAUGAUGAGUCUGUUACUUGCCCUAUGGCACAUGAUCCAAAGGCCCAGGGCAAGACUAAGUGGACUCUCCUCAUAUAUUUGACCGGAGGGGCUGAUUUUGAAGGUGGAGGUACAAUUUUUUACCCAGAGACAAGCAGAGAGCGAAAUAAAGUGAUUAAUGUUCAUGCAGAUAAGGGUAUGGCAUUGCUUCAUAAACAUGGAGAUGAUUGCUUGAAACAUGAAGCAGAACUUGUCAAAAGCGGUGUUAAAUGGGUUUUGAGAAGCGAUGUUACUUAUUAA